This is a messenger RNA of Eucalyptus grandis, 1607 nucleotides long. Its product is annotated as myb family transcription factor PHL7-like. NCBI's taxonomy places the organism in Eukaryota, Viridiplantae, Streptophyta, Magnoliopsida, Myrtales, Myrtaceae. Gene Ontology annotation, molecular function: DNA-binding transcription factor activity; DNA binding. The record is from RefSeq and is a predicted model, not a curated record.
AAAGAAGAAGUGGAAAACGAAAUUUGGGGGUGGGGGGCUGUGGAAUCUGAUCAGAGACCCAAAUAGAAAUAGAGAGACACCCUCUUUUCCUUUACAUUUUCCUCCUCCUCCCUUUCUGUGCCAAAACAGAGCAAAGCUCCCGUCUUUCCUCCUUGCCAAUUCGCUUUCGCCUUCUGGGUCGUCCUCCUUGGCCUUGUUCAUGUACUUUUUCUUGCUCUGCUAUUGGAUGUACGCCCCGGUUUUCCAGGACUCUGCAGAUCUGCUUCUGGCUUGCAUAUGCAUGCAAACAGACCGUGUAUGGAUGGUUAGCUUGAGUUUGUUCGUGCACGUUGGAAGCUGGAUUUUUCUUUUUGGGGGCCAAAUUGAUCUUUAUAAAGAUGAUUCAAUGAAGAAUGUAUCAACACAAAGGUGGCGCUAGUUCAAGUUUAGUUCCUGGCAACACAAUGGUUCAUGGUCAACAUUUAGACAGUGGUGCUAACACAAUGGACUCCAUCGGUGGAGGGAACAAUCACAGUAACAAUGCCAAUCUCGCAUCCAAGCAGCGGUUACGGUGGACACAUGACCUUCACGAUCGCUUUGUUGAUGCUGUGGCACAACUUGGGGGGCCAGAUAGGGCUACACCUAAAGGUGUUCUUAGAGUUAUGGGUGUGCAAGGUCUAACAAUAUACCAUGUUAAAAGUCAUUUACAGAAAUAUCGACUUGCAAAAUAUCUGCCUGACUCCUCCUCUGACGGUAAAAAAGCUGAGAAAAAAGAAUCGGCGGAUGUGCUCUCCGACAUGGAUGGUUCCUCAGGUGGGAUGCAGAUCACUGAAGCUCUCAAACUGCAAAUGGAGGUGCAAAAGCGCUUACAUGAACAGUUGGAGGUGCAGAGACAGCUGCAGCUGCGGAUAGAAGCACAAGGCAAGUACUUGAAGAAGAUAAUUGAAGAGCAACAGAGACUUAGUGGAGCACUCGCAGAUGGGUCAGCAGAUGAAUCGGGUGAUAAGGGCCAAGAAGACAGCAAGACUGAUCCACCUACCCCAGCUCCUAUCUCGGAGUCACCCAUCCAAGAUAAGUCUAAGGACUGUGCCGUAGCGAAGAGCCUCUCACUUGAUGGAUCGCUCUCAUCUCAUAAUCAUGAACCAUUGACCCCUGAUUCCGGUUGCAAUGUCAGUUCGCCAGCCGAAAGCCCUGAUGGCGAGAGGUCAGCCAAAAAGCCACGGGUGACUGCUGGUGCUUCGCAUGCUAAACCUGAGAUCGUGCUACACCCGAUAUUCGAAUCAAGCUUGGGUUGCUCCUACACAAACCCUCAUUCAAACUACCUGACCAGGGAUCUGUUUGAUUCCCAGCAAGAAGAUAAAACUAGACUGGUCAAACUGGGAUUAGCCUUGGCAGAUAUACUGUAACAUCUUGUACUGCUUGGUGUAACAACUUGCGUACUAGUUUGUUUCAACUUGCAUGUGUAGCUUGUCAGGAGAAAGUGAACUAUUUAACUUGGUAAGUAUUAUAUAGGUAGCUUAGACGUCAUUGUAUAUGUUGAUGCAUCCUUUGAUGCUUAGCUCAAACUUGUGAGGAUAUGGCAUUUUCUGGGCAGGUGGUAUUGAAGGAGUAUGUGUACUUGUUGCGUA